CUAAUCAAAAUCGACAACAACGAAAAUCAACUAAAUUAGUUUUCACAUUGCUAUUUUCGUGUUUUUUACUUGGCCGUGUUUACCAAUGGCUGUUUUCACAAAUAUUGUAGAUGUUUGAUUGUUCUUAAGCUUUGUUUGUUGUUCCACCUUCUUUUCUUUUUUUUGUGUUUUUUUUUUUUUUUUUUUUGGUAAAAAUCGAAAAUUCUGUGCAAUUUAACCGCGUGCAUGCAACUGUAUGGGUGAGUGAGGAGCUGUAAUAUCGGGUAAAUGCUCGCUAAUUGGCAGACGGCACGGAAAUCGUCGGAAAUGAAUGAUGCCCGGCUAUAUCGAAAAGCGGCGACUUCGCUGGAUAAAUGCCGCAUGGAAAUGCUGCACGAAUAUGUCCGAGACCAUUGCCAUCGGGCAAGAAGCGAGGGAGUGGACGUGAAAGCCCGCCGAAAACUGAUCAUAGCCAGCAUCCUGUGCUUGGUUUUUAUGAUUGCCGAAAUCGUAGGUGGCGUCCUAUCGAACAGUCUGGCCAUCGCAACAGACGCCGCACAUUUGCUCACCGAUUUCGCCAGUUUUAUGAUCUCGUUGUUUGCCAUCUGGAUUGCCGGACGCCCAUCUACGCAGCGGAUGUCCUUCGGCUGGUAUCGGGCCGAGGUUAUUGGCGCCAUGGCCUCCGUCUUCAUGAUCUGGGUCAUCACGGGCAUCCUCGUCUGGUUGGCCAUCGGAAGACUCAUCAGCGGCGAUUACGAGGUGAAUGCGAAGAUCAUGCUGAUCACCUCGGGCCUGGCCAUAUUGGUUAAUGUCAUCAUGGGCGUUCAGCUGCAGCACGGCCAUUCCCAUGGACUCGGCGGAGGCGGCGGUGGGCAUGGUCACAGCCACGGUGGCAACAAGAAGUCGAAGAAGAAGACGCCCGCAGCGAUCCCAUCCCAUGCCCAUGCCACAUCCACUCCCUGUUCCGCAUCGCCCAAUCAACGGAUCGAAGGGGGCGUGGCCUUUGCACCCGAGGAUGCGGAGUUGCCUGGCAGCGGACUGCCAACGUACUCAUACCAGAACGCCAAGCUGGUGGAUCCAUCGCUGGACCUCGAAAUUGCGGCCGUUUUGGCGGAAACCGCUCCCGGUGCUCAUCAUCACGGCGGACCCGUUGGUCGCGAAGCCGUAAACAUGAAUGUCCGGGCAGCUCUUAUUCACGUGAUUGGCGACGUCAUCCAGAGCCUUGGUGUUUUCGUCGCCGCCGGCGUGAUCUACUUUUGGCCAGAGUACUCCAUCGUUGACCCCAUUUGCACGUUUGUGUUCUCCAUUAUUGUCCUCUUUACCACGUUUACGAUCAUGAAGGAUGCCCUGCUGGUUCUCAUGGAGGGGACCCCCAAUUACAUGCACUACGCGGAGGUGCUGCAGAUUUUCCAAGGCAUCGAGGGCGUUGAGCGGGUGCACAAUUUGCGCAUCUGGGCGCUGAGCAUUAAUAAAGUGGCGCUAUCUGCGCAUUUGGCCAUUGCUGCCAAUGCGAAUCCAAAGAUGAUCCUGGAUGCAGCCACCUCGGCGGUUCAUCUGCGCUACAAUUUCUUCGAGACGACCAUUCAGAUCGAGGAGUACACGGCCCAAAUGGAGAGCUGCCUGCAGUGCAAUGUGCCCGAAAAGUAGACACCUUAUACAGUGUGUACUGUACCCCCAAAUAUAAUAACAAAAUGCGAUGUAUAUUCAAUAUUUAUUUUGGCAAACGCCAGAUAAGAGUGACACCCUGUCCGUUCGUUUGAUGGGUAAACAAAUUCCAGAUGCCGGCUAGAACCGGCAAACAAAUCAACUACGAAAUAUAUUAAUAAUAAUAAUAAAAUUGGCGUUGAUUUUGCUCCAUA
Molecule: messenger RNA, 1838 nt
Organism: Drosophila ficusphila
Lineage: Eukaryota; Metazoa; Arthropoda; Insecta; Diptera; Drosophilidae
Gene: ZnT35C
Product: zinc transporter 2
Exons: 7
Coding region: 268-1626 (452 amino acids)
Biological process (GO): response to zinc ion; zinc ion transmembrane transport
Cellular component (GO): plasma membrane
Molecular function (GO): zinc ion transmembrane transporter activity
Source: RefSeq, a predicted model, not a curated record